UAGGGAAAGCGCCAUCUGUCUUAAAGAGAAUGCCUGCGGUCGAGCGCUAUUACUGUAACUUUUUUAACAUGCUCAAAAUAUAACUAUUUGCUGGAAAUUCGUAAACAAGAAUUGAUAAAGUGAAGUAAAUACCAAACAAUAAAAAAUACUCAUUGCUUAGUCAUUAACUUAGUAAUUUACAGCGCAAAAAUGACGGAACAUGACUGAAACUUAAAGUGUUUAAAUGUUACACUGUCAGCCAAGUAAUACAAUGACCUAUUACGAGAAGUAAUUGCUAAGUCCAUAUUGUUUACUAAAGCUAUAUAAGUUUAAAUAAAAUCAUGUUCCAUUCAUUCCGCAUGUUUGGCAUUAUAACCAAUUGACUGAUUUUAAUAAUGUAUCCGGUGGGACAGCCUUCUACAACAUACUAUAUUGGAACUAAAAAAUUCUUGAUAAGAGAUAUGAGAUCAAUGGACAGCCGAAGUACAUAUCUAAUGAUGAAGUAUUAUUAAACAGGCAGUGGUUUAUCUUGGCGGUAUUCUAUCUAUCGGUUAGUAUCAAAUCAACGGAAAAAAAUCUUAAUUGACAACGGUUAUAUGUAUAUUCGUAGAACCGGCGGUGAUGGGAACGAUUACAUUUACUUUUCAAAUCAUAAAUAUUAUAAUAAAAUAUUUCGACCGAAUGAAAUGAUCAUUUCCUAUAAUAUAUUUUAAAAAUACUACAAGUCUUAGUCGUGGAAAAAACGCUGAAAGAGAUUUUGUAAUCAAAAACGCACAAUUCACUGAACUGCCCUCGUACCGUAAUCUCAUUCGCAAAUCACUGCAACGGCAUUGAAUGGAUCGCCAUUGAAGUGGAAUUUUCUAGAGAAGUGAAUUUCUGCAUCAUAAAAACGAGUGCAUGAGAAAAAGUAGCGGCAAAAGAUCGCAAGGCGAGUUACGAAAGAAAACAAAGUAACAAAAACGAUCUUGCACUUUCAUCCGACUUAGUGGUCAGCAACACCAACCGCGCCGAGAGUCAUGCAUUGCUAAUAAAAUGUAUGCAACAGAAAGUUAGACAGUCACACGUCUGAACUCAGUUAUUAUGACAGAGCUGAAGAAAUGCAACAAAAACAAUUGCAACACGCGCAAACGAAGAUGCUGGUCAGCAGACAAACGUUCAUGACCGGCCAGCGAGUGCAACGGCUGCUUACGUUUGGGAUAUACAUGCCUAUACACAAAUUUCUAGCCUUUUCAGUCACUCUGCGGUGCGGCAACAACUUUAUAAAUAUGAUUGCUGGGCGCGCAUGCGCAACAUGUUUGCCACUGAACGUAUUCGCGUGCGGCUCAAAAUCGAUAGCAGGCAACGCGCGUGUUGACAACAACUGCACUUACAACCAUUAUAUUGCUUCCACAUAUCAAAUUGUAACUAUUGCGCGAACUCCUGGUGUUGCUGCGGCGCGUUCGAGUUCCGUUCACACAGGUUCAUUCCGGAUAUACAUGCAUACAUACAUAUGUGCGCGUGAGAUUGCAAACGAAGUUGAAAGUGGUUUUUCCUGAAAAGUAAAAGCGUCCAACUACUACAUAACCCCACACGCCAGGCUUUCGGCAACCCAUUCCACCAACAUCACCUUGGACUUGUACGCCUGACGACAUUGAAUUCGCAUUUAAAUUUUGGAAAAGAAAAAAAAAACUGUAGAAAUUUGUUACAACAAAAUUAUUCGAUAAUUCGCAUACGUUCACAUCGGAGAGUUAACGCAUGCGCAGUAUUUGUUAUUUUUGCGAGCAACUGUACGCGCGUUUAAUCAGUUGCAAUUAGAUAUUGACAGCAUCAGGACGCGUAUAAAAACUUUGCACGCGCGUUGCUCAAACGGGAAGUAAAUCGUUUACAGGAAAUAACUGCUAAGGACUCAUUUGCAAAAACUGUACGGAAAUCAAAUAAGAAAGCAUUGUUUGCUGUAAUUAAUAAUAAAAAUCCAGUGCAGUGAUAUAGAGAUCCAUUUAAGCGAAAUAUGAAUCAAAUACUAGGAAGUGUUUUACAAAAUUAAAUUCACAAUAAACAUUUAUGAAAACAACAUUGGAAGGCGUUGAGGUUUGUAAACGAGCAGCAGUAACUUCAGUUUUCAAACGCUUGAUGAAACACUGCAGUUUCCUUCAUGCGAUUGUGACCGAAAUUUUCCAUAAUCUGUAUUAAAGUUUUCAUCAACAAAGAUGUCACGCCUUUAUAUUGCUACCACCGUGCUACUGCUACUCGUUCCCUCGGUAUUGUCAGCGAGCACAUUUUUCACCGUAAGGUCACGCAAAGUAAAGCGCACAGGAAGCUAUUUAAAUGUACCACCUCCACUGCCACCACACUCUCAAUCUCAAUCACACUCUCAAUCUCAAUCUCAACCUUAUCCGCCACCUCCACCUCAACCACAGCCACAACCAUCUCCGGCUACUGCUGCGUCCCAUCGGGUGGAACACGAACCAUAUCCAUACGAAGACAUUAACGAGCAUGAUUAUCACUCUCAGUCAGAAAUAGAGCACUACGAAACCGAUUUUAAGCCCACACAAACACUUUCACACUCCAAUGUGCACAGUGCUCCCACCUCUUCGAAAUUUCUCAAUGACAAUGGUCUGCGUAGUAUUGCCAAAGGUUCCGCCGAUCAGGCAAACUCCGCAGUUGCCAGCCAAAAUGCUGCCGGCAAACAAGCCGCCUACGUGGCGAAGAGUACGCUAGCACAGGCGGCCGCACAAGCUGCUGGUACCGCAGUGGCUGUGCUAAAAGGUAAGGAGGUACUUCUACGACGACUCGAAGAUCAAAAUGUAGACGAACACAAAAACUUGGAAGGGGAAUUGUCGCAACUGCAACAGGCGAAACGUUCCGCCAAGACGGCACAAUAUGCCGCACAACAGGCCAUUAAUCACGUCUCGGUGCUAACGGCGACGCUUAACAAUGCACAAUCUGCCGCAGAGCUAACACAGAGGGCAGCUUCUGAGGCAGCUGCCGAAUUGGCUUCACAAAUCGAUAUGGUGUCACAGGCUAAAUCGAAGUUGGAACAAAUAGAAUCGCAACUCUACACGGCGCGUUUGGAUUACGAGGAGACCAAGGAGGCGGCAGAAAAGGCCACAUCGUCAGCGCAAGAAGCGCAAAUCAACGCUAACGAUGCCGCAGUUCAUGCGAACGUGGAGCUCAGCGAAUCGGUGAGUGUGGAUACGCAUGAUAAGAGCGACUACAAUGUGGGCACGGUGCUUGCUGUGGACUCCGUGCAUCAUGGCGCCGCUGGAGGGACGCAAGUACUUGCACAUAAGAAGAAAUAAAUGGUGUGUGCGAAGGCAGAGUAAUAAUAUUAGAUCUUAGUUUGUAAUUUUUAAAACUUUUCGUAUUAACUCAAUUCCACAUGUACCUAAUAAAAGAUUAUUUAUCAAA
Molecule: messenger RNA, 3366 nt
Organism: Bactrocera oleae (olive fruit fly)
Lineage: Eukaryota; Metazoa; Arthropoda; Insecta; Diptera; Tephritidae
Product: POU domain, class 6, transcription factor 2
Source: RefSeq, a predicted model, not a curated record